AUGGCGUCCGACCCAGAGGUUUCUGUAGCGCCUACAGGCGAUGCGAAGAAGUCAGCCCUGCCCGCAGAUGACCAGCGACCCCCUUCAAUUGAAUAUGUUGAAAACCCCGACCUCGAGCCGACGCCCAAAGUCGCCAUUUCCACAAUGUUGGCUGUUUUCUUCAUGGGCCUGACCUACGUCCCCGCCAUCGCGACCGGAUUCAUCAUGCCUACUCAGAUUCUUCAGCAGAUCGGUAUGGCUUUGGGAGACACUGAGAACAUCGCUUGGAUUCCGGGUAGUUGGUCCAUUGGCUCUGCCGUUGCCUUCUCUAUUGCUGGUGGUUUGAGUGACGUGUUUGGUCGCCGAUAUGUACUAUUGAGCGGUCAGGCUAUCGUCCUGGUUGGUGGUAUUAUUUGUGCUGUUUCCCAGACCACUCUACACAUCGUUGCUGGAACUACUUUGGUAGGCUUUGGCGCUGGCACCAUUAUGGUCGCAUAUCCUGGAAUCAGCGAGCUUCUGCCCAACAAAUAUAGAGGUAUUGGCUUGGCGUGGACCGAGUUCUGCAUCACUAUUCCUUGGGGUUCGUUGGCCGGCCUUAUCGCUACCCAUCUGUAUCUCAAGGCGAGCUGGAGAUGGUGCUAUUAUAUCACCAUAAUCUACGCUGCUAUCUGUCUGAGGACCCGCUGGCAGCAAGUCAAGGAGCUCGACUACAUCGGACUUCUCCUCUUUGCUACUGGCCUUACCGUAUUCCUGAUCGGCGUCACCUUCCUCGGUGCUACCCAUAGGUCUAUGACACUCGUUGCAACAACUAUCUCGAUUGGUGCCUGUAUCUUCAUCGCAGCCUUCGUCUACGACUUCACCGUUCCGAAGAAGCCACUUUUCCCCAUCAAGAUCUUUCGCAUGUACCGAGAAUUCACUGUGUAUCUUGUGGUACUCUUCGUGUCUGGCAUGAUCUGGCAGGGAGUUGUCACGCUCGGCAACCAGGGCACUCUGUUCAUGUUCACUAACGAUAUUAUCGAAAUCGGUGUCAUCUCGGUUCCCGCGAGUAUGUCCGGCAUUAUUGGAGGUUGGAUCAUGCCUAGUCUUGUUCACAAGCUCAAGCACAUCCGGUAUCAGUUUGUUUUCGCCCUUCUGAUGCAGACUGCCUUCACCGCAUCGUACGCCGCCGUGAUUCCCAACAACAAGACUGGUUGGACUCUCCUACCCAUGUUCGGCCAGUCCUGCUUCACCUGGGUUACAGUGUUGUCCUAUGUCUCUUCCGGUCUCUUGGUUCCUCAAGAGGAGCUCGGAGUCUCGGCCGGUCUGAUGGGUACAUUCCGUAGCGCUGGCGGAUCGCUUGGUAACGCUAUGUUCAGCACGAUUUUGACCUCCAUCGUCAACCGCGACCUGGGCAAUAACAUCGCUGGGGCUGCCAUCGGUGCGGGUUACUCACCCAAAGACUUGCCUACCUUGAUCCCAGCUGUCAUCCAGAAUGCUGUUGGCGUCCCUUUUGCCAUGGCCAAGGUCCCCAACGUAACAGAGCCAGUUCUCCAAGCCACAGCUGCGGCAUUCAAAAACACAUACGCCAAGGCAUUCAGAACCGUGUUUUACUCGACAAUUCCACUGGGAGUAUUGGCCAUCAUCGCGGCCUGCUUCAUCCGUGAUCCAAGUCACUUGCUUAACAACCAUGUGGCUGUCCAACAAGAGAAGGAAGUCGUUGGAAAGAAGAAGGAUAUCGAAAUGGAGCCCAAGAUCAUUGACUAA
Messenger RNA from Fusarium fujikuroi IMI 58289, 1722 nucleotides. RefSeq names its product PEP5-like protein. The record is from RefSeq and is a predicted model, not a curated record. The transcript has 5 exons. Gene Ontology annotation, cellular component: membrane. NCBI's taxonomy places the organism in Eukaryota, Fungi, Ascomycota, Sordariomycetes, Hypocreales, Nectriaceae. Bases 1 to 1722 code for a protein of 573 amino acids. Gene Ontology annotation, biological process: transmembrane transport. Gene Ontology annotation, molecular function: transmembrane transporter activity.